AAUCAGUCCUCAGCCCAAACCCGGAGACCUGGUUGAGAUUUUUCUGUGGUGGGAAAUUCGCCCCUCCCGCACUGAGAUAUCAGCAUUGGGCUGUGUAUGUGGGAGACGGUUAUGUGGUCCAUGUGACUGGCCGAGGUGCACCUGGGAACGGUUGAAGGAAAUUAAAACUCUGCAACUAAGGCUGAACCAAAGGCAGUGACUCUCACCGAGAAGAAAAUGACCUCUAAAAGAAUCGGUCCUCAGCCCAAACCCGGAGACCUGGUUGAGAUUUUCCAUGGUGGGAGAUUCACCCCUGCUGCACUGAGAUAUCAACACUGGGCCGUGUAUGUGGGAGACGGUUACGUGGUCCAUUUGACUCAAGGAGACAAUGAGAUUUCGAGUGGGAAAGUGUUCUUGGCGGCAUCUGUCCUGGGCAUCCAAGCCGUGGUGAAGAAGGAGCUGCUGUUGAAGGUGGCUGAGGGGUGUGUGUACCAGGUCAAUAACAAACUUGAUGGUAAGCGCCGAGUGCGAUCUCCUGAGGAGAUCGUCCAAAAGGCCUUGGCGCAGGAGGGGAAGGAGAGCCACUAUAGUCUCACCCGCGAGAACUGUGAGCAUUUCGUCAUGGAAUUGCGCUAUGGAGAACCCAUGUCCGACCAGGUCGUAGAAAAUAUUUGGGGUGCGGUCCUUAUUUUUACCCGUGUCAUCUUAACGGUCUUACUGCGUCGUUAGCAUCCUGCACUGUAAUGCGGAUCAGACUGUAGCAGGAUUGUGGGGACUCUCAACUGACUCCAUCCCAGGCCGCUGUCCGGCGCAGCAGGAACGUCCCCACCGGCAGAUCCCUGUCCUGCACUGUCUCUCCCUUGUUGGUGACUCAAAGAGUAAUAAAAGGCUGG
Sorex fumeus (smoky shrew) is the source of this 872-nucleotide messenger RNA. Its product is annotated as phospholipase A and acyltransferase 3-like. Gene Ontology annotation, molecular function: glycerophospholipid phospholipase A1 activity; A2-type glycerophospholipase activity. Bases 217 to 708 code for a protein of 163 amino acids. The transcript has 6 exons. Gene Ontology annotation, biological process: N-acylphosphatidylethanolamine metabolic process. Gene Ontology annotation, cellular component: cytoplasm. NCBI's taxonomy places the organism in Eukaryota, Metazoa, Chordata, Mammalia, Eulipotyphla, Soricidae. The record is from RefSeq and is a predicted model, not a curated record.